ACCGCCAUUUUCUGGCAACCACCCCCCAACCCAAACCAACCCCCCAACGCUCAGCCUGCCACAGGGAGUCUUCUCCACACGCCAGCCAGCGCACAUCGCGUGCGCACGCUACCCACAACAGCGCUUUUUCUCCGCUUUCGUGUUGCUUGACUGAUUCGCGUUCACCUUCUUUCCACGAGAUUUCUUCCCAUUCUUCACCAGCUCUCGAUUCAACUCCCUUCGCCAGUGCAUCACUACCAUGCUCGUUUCCUCCUGACGGCGCCAUCCCGCUCCUCGAUCGGAAAGACCGUUGAAAACGCAACAAUCCUAGAUCGCCGUCAGUUCCACGGUCAUUUCCCCAAGAUCUCGGCUAUUUCACAACCACUUUUGCUCGUCCCGCUGCAACCAUUCAGAUCCUCGUGCUCCUCUCAAACACUCGUGCGGUUCCUGAUUCGUGAAACCCCCGCCUCUUUGACUUCCUCGUUGGCCCGCUUCACUCCCUAAGCUACGCCUCACUCUCUUCCGCUCGCCGACUCUCUUCUCAGAUCGCACCUCGCAGCCAAACCUGCACGCUGGGCUGAAUCGCCAUCGCUUUUGUGUCGUACGAACUAAACUCAAUCGUUCAUUCGGACCCCGUUUCCGAGCUAAGCAGCCGGUACUUCAACGAGUGUCACGCGAAGCCAAGCCAAGCCAAGCUUGACCAAGCGAGGAACGAAGAUCGAGAUAUGGAGAUUCUGUCGGCCAUAGACCACGGCGCGAGCCAGGAGCUGCGGCGCCGCGUGGACGAGUCGAUGGACGCCAUCCACCGCACGCUCACCAAGUACCGCCCCAACGAGAUCGCCUUCAGCUUCAACGGCGGCAAAGACUCCACCGUCAUAUUGCACUUACUGCGCGCAGCCAUGGCCUGCAACUGGCCCUCCACGCACCUCCACCGCUGCCGCUCCAACCCCGAGCUCCGCUCCUCCUGCUACUGCGCCCUCUCCGCAACCCACGGCGACGGCUGCGACGGCUGCCACGACAACGACGACGACGACGGCCCGUUCGCGCCGCACACGCUGUCGUCGUCGUCCGACUGCCUCCUGACGCCGCCCUUGCAGGGACGCGUCGCACGGUCGGAGGACGGGGAAUACGAGAGCGGCGGGUCGAUAAGCAUGGGAACCACCGCUACGCUCGAUGACGACGCGGAGGCGGAAGUGGGGACGGAAGCGGAAACGGAAGCGGAAGUGGAGGCGGAGGGGAAGAUCGGGGGAGCCCCUGACGACGACGGGUGGGAGGGGGAGGCGGACGGGCUGUGCGCAAUCUUCUUCCGCGAUAAGGACAGCUUCGCGGAGGUGGACGGGUUCACGUUCGACAUGGCGCGGCGGUACGGGCUGGCGCUGCUGCAGACGAAGGAGGGGUUCAAGGAGGGCGUCAUGGCGCUGCAGCGGAAGCGACCCGUCAAGGCCAUCUUCCUCGGCGUGCGGAUCAACGAUCCCAAAGGGAAGGGCCAGCAGGUGUUUGCGGAGAGCUCGCCCGGGUGGCCGCCGUUCAUGCGCGUGAACGUGAUCCUCAACUGGACCUACAGAGACGUCUGGGAGUUCCUGCUCCUCACCCGCGUGCCCUACUGCUCGCUCUAUGAUGAAGGCUACACCUCCAUUGGGGGAGUGAGCGAUACCGAGCCUAACUCGGCGCUUCGGAAGGCCAGCAGCAUCCGCACACUCCCACCGGGUCUGUGCCCGUACCUGUGGCUUCUGGCAGAGGCCACAGCAGACCAAGGGGACCGUUGCAGGAACUGCCCCUUCCUUCCUGCCUACUGCCUGACAGACGAGUCUCUCGAGCGAGCAGGCAGGCACAAGAAGGAUGCACCCAAGGAACAAGGUGCAGGGAAGACGGUUGGCUCUGCUCCUGCGACUGCUGCUGGGGAUCCUGGGAAAGAGAAUGUGGGUGAGGAGGUGAGGGGUCAGGGCAAAGGAGACAAGCCAGUUGAAGGGAAGGCCAAUGGAGAGCUUAAGGACCAUGCUCCCACUGCUCUGCGCAGUGCCCUUGUGGUGGUUUGAGCUUAUGGAGCACCUAUUGGAAACUGGCAUUGUUUCUUGUGUUGCAUAUGCAGCACUCUUGGCCUGGACGGAGCAAUGUACAUAAUUUGAUAUUCAGGUGUCUAGAAUCUGUAUAGAUAAUGGCAUGUGCUAACUAGUGUAGUUCUGUUCUAGACUGCAUUUUCUAUUUGUAAGGAAUUUUCCAUUCCUUGGCGUGUCGCACCGCUAA
Molecule: messenger RNA, 2223 nt
Organism: Closterium sp. NIES-67
Lineage: Eukaryota; Viridiplantae; Streptophyta; Zygnematophyceae; Desmidiales; Closteriaceae
Source: the annotation of a GenBank genome assembly